AUGAAGGAGAAACCUGUUCCUCUGGGCGGGGGCAAGCCAUUUCGGAAAUUACAAGGACAAGUCUAUAUCAUUGAAGGUGACGAGUUCGUCACUCCCGACGACCCCAAAGGCGACGAGAAGAUUGAUAAAUGGGGGAAUCUCCUGGGAGGACGGAAAUUCAAGGCAAAUACAUUUAUUCUUCCCAGUCGUCAUGAUAAACGACUGUACAUGCUCGCUAUCGACGCGGCGCGGACCUCAGGCUUCCGGGACUCGCUGUACUAUUUUCGUCGAAAUCCUCUUGCGUUCAAACUCAACGCGACACAACCAGAAAAGGACUAUCUCAUUGGGGAAGGCAAACUGGGUUCACACCUCCGCACAAGGAGUGUUACCCUCAUCACUGCACGUAGUGCGUUCAAACUACAUGGAAGCAAAAUGGUACUCGAUGGAAGAUGGGUAACAGACGAUUAUUACGAAGAGAAGAUCCUUCAAGAGAUAGCCGAACGAGGAAUUAAACCAGGAGACCUAGUUGGAGACCUUCCUGAUCCAAAUGUUCAAUCAACUGAGGCUGCAUCCCGACCUGACCGUGCAAAUCCCCAAGGUGGCGGCGGUGGAGGGCUAGGAAUUUACCGUGCUGGUGGGCCCACAACAAUAUUUGGCGGAAGCGGAUGGGGACCAUACAGUGACGGACCGUUAAACGCAGUCAGGAAAAGUUUACUGAGCAGAGACGGUGUGACGGAGGAGAACUGGAUGUGGAUGAUGGCGCAGCGAGUGCUUGAAGGCGAUGGGGAGUUGGCCAAGUGGAGACGGAACAGGUUGAAGCCUGGUGGUGGAGAAACGAUGAGGGAGGAGGAUGUUGAGCCUUUGAAGAAGAAGAGGAAGGUCUCGUCAGAUGAUCCUCUACCCAUGGGUGUGUACGAACCUCAUACCGGUAAUGUUUACUAUCGCUUGGAUACGCAGCCAACCCGAAGUCGAUUGGAAGUGGACCCUACUGCUGAACCCGUGCUUGGGGGAACCAAGGCUGGGAAUAUGGCCUGGGGUCUGGCUUGGGUCGAUACAAUUAUGGAACCUCGGAUGGAGGACGAGAAUGCGCAUGAAAGAGAACGAUUACUAAGAGAGGUCGAAGAACAUGAUGCUUCUACUGGUAUGGUAGUUGACUGA
Messenger RNA from Guyanagaster necrorhizus, 1137 nucleotides. RefSeq lists its product as uncharacterized. The transcript is spliced from 4 exons. Bases 1 to 1137 code for a protein of 378 amino acids. The record is from RefSeq and is a predicted model, not a curated record. Lineage: Eukaryota; Fungi; Basidiomycota; Agaricomycetes; Agaricales; Physalacriaceae.